AUGGAUGUAUAUGGAGAAAAAAUUAUCCAUGCCCUUGAAGAAGAAAAGGACAGUUUCCUGCAGGUGAAGGGCGUGCUUGAGAAUCUAAAGUCAUCCGAAGGUGAGGGAAUGAACCAAUUGAAGAGCAUGGUUGAGUGUUUGAAGAAAUCCGAAGAAGAAAGGAUGGACCAACUGAAGAACGUGCUUGAUAGCUUCAAGAAAUCCGGAGAAGAAAUAAUGGAACGAUUGCAGUGCGUAGUUGAUGGUUUGAAGAAAUCCGAAGGCGAGGGAGUGGAACGAUUGACGAGCAUUAUUGAUAGUUUGAAGAAAUCUGAAGAAGAAAGGACGGAGCAAGUGAAGUGUGUGAUAGAUAUUUCGGAGAAUUCGGAAGGAAAAAAUAUGGGUCAGCACAUCCUUAUACUGAAGGAACUGCGAAAUGUCGGCAAGAAAAAGGACGAGGAGAUAAAGGCGCUGAAAGAACGGCUCCUGAACAUGUCGAAGACUUUGACUGAAGAGGAAGGACUGAGAGCAAAGAGCGAGGACAUGAGUAAAAGACUUGAGAAGCUACUUCAAAGGGAGCAGUCAAUGCAUCAAAAGAGGGAAGCAGAGUUCAAAGACGCCAAGACUCAGGCUGAAGAUAUGAAGAUUCAGAGCGAGAACCAAUCAAAGACUCUGGCUAAGGAAAAGGAGGAGAGUGCAAUGCAGUUUACGGAGCUGAAGGCACAACAGGAGACUCAAAGGCAUGCAUUUGAGGAGGAACUCAAAAGGGAGGAGUUCAUCCGCCAAGAGAGAGAGAUGGAGUUCAACAAAACCAAAGUUAAGAAUGUGGGUGCAUUAGUGGAGUUCUUAACUGUGGAACUCGAGAAACUGUUCAGUCAAACGGAGAGACAUGGAAAGCGGAAACUUGGCAAGGACGUGCCUAUUGAUGAACCUAGUUCAGGAAAACUGUGA
Messenger RNA from Darwinula stevensoni, 930 nucleotides. NCBI's taxonomy places the organism in Eukaryota, Metazoa, Arthropoda, Ostracoda, Podocopida, Darwinulidae. The record is from the annotation of a GenBank genome assembly.